ACCCGGUCACAGUAGAGCGAAGUUGUGGAGGGCUUUCUCGGUUACCAUGGAUUUCUAAAAGCUAUUGACUGCGUUCGCAGCUCUUUGACUGAACGUAGGCUAUUUGUAAGAGAAAUCUCAACACUUUGAAGGAAAACGACCAUCGCGCGAAACAUUGCGCUGACAGUUCUCAUACGCACUGAAUAACAGCUCACGCGCUGCGGUGUUCGCACUUCACGUACGAAAUCGCUACGGCAGCGACGCGAACAACUCCGAAAGGUGCCGAGACCUCUGCCUGUGUUGGAGUGAGAUGCACUGACUCCUGGCAUCCUGCAGUAUUUCUGUAAUCCUCCACUCAACUCCAAGUCAUGCGGUUGUUAUGGAAAAUUGGAGUGACCCUCUUUUUGGGCUCCUGCCUUAAUAUUAUUUGCAUGUAUCAAACGUAUGCCCUGGACAUUCCACUAGAUGUUUUAGCACGCAUGAACAUGGAGCAGCUGCCCACAAUUACAGAGCACUCUCCUGCCUCUCUGAUUGCCUUUCCUUUCGAAGAGAGCUUCCCUGUGAAGUGUGAGGCUACUGGAAACCCUGUACCAGAAUUCAGGUGGACAAAGAACGGUCAAGACUUUGAUUCCUAUCAGGAUCCCAGAUUGAUAACAUCAGAUGAGUCUGGAACCUUCGUCAUUCCAAAUAACGGGAAUCUCACAGAAUUCCAGGGAAAUUACCGCUGCUUUGCGACUAACAAGUUAGGAACAGCCAUGUCAGAGGAGAUCGAAUUUAUUGUUCCCAAUGUUCCGAAGUUCCCUAAAGAAAUCAUUGACCCUAUUGAGGUUAUAGAAGGUCAGUCAGUCAUUCUGGAAUGCAAUCCACCUAAAGGAAUCCCUCCACUGCAAAUCUACUGGAUGACAAUAGGUCUAGAGCACAUCGAGCAGGACGAGAGAGUAUCAGUGGGUCUGAAUGGGAAUCUGUACUUCUCGAACGCCAUUGAGACCGACAGUCGAAGAGACUUCUGCUGCUUUGCUGCCUUCCCACGCAUACGGACCAUCGUCCAGAAAAAUCCCAUGUCCGUCAUUGUCAAAAGCAACAAGUUAAUGAAGGACUCAGGCUCUGGUAGCGGCAGAGGUUAUGCAAACUCUCUCUUGGAGAGGAAGCCCAGUCUACUGAUGCCCAAAGGAAUGGAGUCGCACACAUAUUUGGUGAAAGGAGAAGAUCUUCAGUUGGAAUGUAUUGCAGAGGGCUUUCCAACACCAAAAGUGGUGUGGUUGAAAAUGGGCCAAAAGCUUCCAGAAAGGACCAUAGUGGAGAGUCAUGGAAAGUUGCUGACAAUAGAGAUGGUAAAUGAAGAGGAUGAGGGGAAAUAUAUGUGCAAAGCCAAAAAUCCCUAUGGAGAAGUGGUGCAUUACUUUCAUGUUACAGUAGAAGAACCUCCUGAGUGGGAGAUAGAACCUCAAAGUCAGUUGGGUACGAUUGGAGCUGAUGUUGUGAUCAAGUGUGUCGUGACGGGAAAUCCUCAACCUAGUGUGACAUGGAGAGUCAACGGCCGACCACUGAAUGAGGUCCCAUCAUCCAACAGGAAUGUCUCGAAAGAUGGCACCAUUUUCAUCCACAAGGCAAACCCUGAUAAUAGCGCUGUUUACCAGUGUGAGGCCUCAAACAGACAUGGCACCAUCCUAUCCAAUGCCAACAUCAUGAUUAUGAACAUCCAGCCAGUGAUCUUAACAGAAAACAAUCUUCAAUAUUCCACAGUGGAGGGAAAAGGUGUUUUUAUGAACUGUAAGGUCUUCAGCUCACCAUCAUCCAGCAUUGCCUGGAGUAAAGCUGACAGUGCCAAUGCUGUGGAAGGAGAACGAUUCUCCAUUCAUACGAAUGGCUCACUGGAGAUCCAUAACGUGAUGAAAGAAGACACUGGGGAAUACUCUUGUUUUGCUCAAAACACAGAGGGCAAAGUUGCCAUUGCUGCAACCCUUGAGGUCAAAGAUCCAACCAAAAUAGUAUACCCUCCACAAGAUUUGCGGAUUUUGGUUGGAACCACCAUUCAGUUUUCAUGUCAGGCAGAAUUCGAUCCUUCCUUUGGUAAUGAUUUUGAGAUCCUUUGGGAGAAAGAUGGCAUAGCACUUAACAGCAGUGAGAACACACGAUAUGUGCUCGAUGAUGGAGUACUUGAGAUCAUCAAUGUGAGCUUUGGAGACCAGGGCUUAUAUGUCUGUGUGGCCAGAACACCAGUCGACCAAGACACGGCAGUUGCACAGCUUUCAGUUGUGGAUGUUCCUGAUCCACCCGAGAAUGUGAUUAUGUCGGAAAAAAAUGGCAGUAGUGUGAAACUGCAGUGGAUAUCAGGAAAUGACCAUAACAGCUCCAUUACUGAGUUUGUUAUAGAGUUCGAGGAAAGCCAUUAUGAGCCAGGCAGAUGGAAGGUGCUGAUGAGAAUACAAGGUAACCAUCACUUUGCAGUGCUGAAGCUGCAUGGACAUGUGGACUACUGCUUCAGAGUAUAUGCCAUCAAUGAGGUCGGGAGAGGUCGAGCAAGCCAGACCACUGAAAGAUACAAAACUCCACCAUCAGCACCUGACAAGAACCCUGAAAAUAUCAAGAUCGAAGGUCAUUUGCCACAUGAAAUGGAUAUCAACUGGGAGCCGUUGUCACCUCUUCAACACAACGGCCCAGGUUUGGAGUACAAGGUAAGCUACAGAAGACAUGGUACUGAGGAAGACUGGACAGAACACAUCGUUAAGAGGCACUCGUUUGUUGUUAAAAACACCCUGACGUUCGUCCUUUAUGAGAUCAAAAUUCAGGCCAAGAACCAUGCGGGCUGGGGCCCGGACCCCAAAAUAAUAACAGCAUACUCAGGAGAGGACUUCCCCUCAGCAGCUCCAGAAGAUGUAGCAGUGGAAGUUAUGAAUGAGACCAUGGUGAAGGUUAGAUGGGCCCAUGUUCACAAGGACAAACUGCAUGGACAUCUGGGGGGCUACAUGGUAAACUGGUUGAGGCUUCCAAGUCCACUUGACUUAACGAAAACACAUGGAGAAAAACACUCCCUGACAUUUGCUGGGGAGAGGACCCAUGCGGUAGUUACAGGGCUCAGGCCCUUCUCAGAAUACAGCCUCAUUGUCAUGGCCUUUAAUAACAGAGGAAAUGGGCCUGGAAGUCACCCGGUCAGUUUCAAAACCCCAGAGGGAGUUCCUGGUCAAGCGGCUUCUUUCAGGGUUACAAAUAUCCAAAAACACAAGGUCACCCUGACCUGGUCGUCUCCCAUUGAUGCAAAUGGAGUUCUAAUUGGCUACAUCUUGCAGUACCAGCUGAUAAAUGACACAGGGGAAGUAGGUCCUCUGAUGACCAUGAACAUCUCCGCUGACAGCAAUAAGCUGCACCUCCAGGACCUCGAAGCCCUGAGCAGAUACAAGUUCUACCUGCGGUGCUGUACGCGGGUGGGCUGCGGACCAGCUGCCAGUGAGGAGUGCGUAACUGUCCCAGAAGCGAAUGUGGCUUCUUUCAACAUCAGAAAGACUGGCCCUCGCUUUCCUCAAAGAAAAAACACUGUUUCCCCUGUGGCUAAUGCAACUCUUUCUUCCAUAGGUCUGGCCAGUAUUCAUGGUGGCAUCUCUAAUCAGGGCUGGUUCAUCGGGCUCAUGUGUGCUAUAGCACUACUAACCCUCACAGUACUCAUCGCCUGCUUUGUACACCGAAACAAAGGAGGAAAAUACGCAGUAAAAGAGAAAGAGGACCUACACCCAGACUUGGAGUCCCCAGGCAUAAAUGACGACACCUUUUGUGAAUACAGUGACAAUGAUGAGAAACCGCUGAAAGGAAGCCAACAUUCCUUGAAUGGUGACUUGAAAGGAGGGGACAGCGGAGACAGCAUGGCGGACUAUGGUGACGAGGAUGCUCACUUCAAUGAGGACGGCUCUUUUAUCGGAGAAUACUCUGGACGCAAGGAUAGGGUCUCCACAGAAAUCAAGGGAAACAAUCAGAGCACAGCAUAAUGGACCGCCGACAAAUUAUUUCUUGGACAAGCUCUUGCAAAAGGUCAGUCAAAAGGGAGCAAAAGGGAAAGAGCUGCAACGCAAUGGAACGCGAAGGACAUUUCUGCAAUUAAUGUGUUAUUGUCCAACUCUCAGUCAUUCUUACAUAAAUUUGCAAUGCUUAGUUUUUUUUUGUGUGUACCUUAACUGAUCUAUCAUGUCAGUUGUGUAUACUUUUGUGGGGUGUUUUUGUAUUAAAUAUUUGCAAAUCUGUGGUGACUGUGGAGCUGCUGCAAAAUGUUCCUUUUUUUUUGAUUGGAGAAAAGAGGAAAAAAAAUCCUAUUUACACAAUUCUGCGUUCUUCAAUAUUUGUGUCAUCUUGUAACCAAUCAAGAUUUAUGUCAGGGUAUGAACUUUGUAUUUGUUUGUUUUUUUGAGGCAAAUAUUAUUGACAUUUUAUUUUGCAUAUACUGUAUACAGUUCAUUCAUAAAAUGUGGGUUAUUAUGUGUACAAAGGAGUUGUUGCUAAUGAAAAAUAAAUAAAUAAAAAAAUCAUAAUUUCAGUUUAAAUCCAAAAGGGCAAGGCAACAUAUCGGUUGCCUUGCUACAGUUAGACUCAAAUGCUUCAUUGAACAUUUACUGUAUGCAUUUUAAUUAAUGGUUCAGGCUAUACUAACAAGCUGCAUAGCCACAUUCAAUAUGCCAUAUACAUUACAGUGAGUCUGCUGCUGUUAACUCAUUAGCCAUAUUACAGUAUAUUGUCAGAUAGGCACAUAUACAAUUUUCACACAUAAAAAAAAAAAAUGCCUCUUUUGCCUUAGAGUGACUUACUAGUAAUUGGAAUUCCAUGAUUCCAUAUCAAUUUUAAAUCCUUCAUACACAAAUUUCACACAGUUAGGAAAAUCAAGCUGUCAAGAAAAUACAGUUUUGUUCAUUUGGACAUACAGUAUAAACAUUAAGCUAUGGUCUUUUUAAGAAACGGCUUCACUUAAAGUCAUGCUCAGAUAGGUUUUUAAAGGAAUUCUGUACAAUGUUUCUGUACAAAUAUUCUGUUUGCAUGUUGAAUGAGGUUUGUGUGCAGAUUUGACAUUAAAUUGUAUAAUUUUUUUCUUCUUAAUGGGUUUGCUGACUCAAAACAUCAUCGCCUUUUUGUUUAUUGAUGCUUCUUUUCAGAUUAAUGCCUGAACGCAUGCAUCCUAUUAUGGUGCUUUUCUGAAUACACUGUAAACAUGUUAUGCAGCUUUCAUAUUUAUGCUAUACAUCUGCUGGAAACAUUAAGGUAAAAGCUUGCUGGGGAUGACAAGGAAUUUAAACAACAAUGGAGUUAACACCAAUAAAGUAUUGGAUACUGCAGGCAUAGUCU
Xyrauchen texanus (razorback sucker) is the source of this 5298-nucleotide messenger RNA. Its product is annotated as neural cell adhesion molecule L1-like protein. Lineage: Eukaryota; Metazoa; Chordata; Actinopteri; Cypriniformes; Catostomidae. Bases 348 to 3956 code for a protein of 1202 amino acids. Gene Ontology annotation, molecular function: cell-cell adhesion mediator activity. Gene Ontology annotation, biological process: homophilic cell-cell adhesion; dendrite self-avoidance; axon guidance. Gene Ontology annotation, cellular component: plasma membrane; axon. The transcript is spliced from 29 exons. The record is from RefSeq and is a predicted model, not a curated record.